This is a messenger RNA of Didymosphaeria variabile, 501 nucleotides long. RefSeq lists its product as uncharacterized. The transcript has 3 exons. Lineage: Eukaryota; Fungi; Ascomycota; Dothideomycetes; Pleosporales; Didymosphaeriaceae. Bases 1 to 501 code for a protein of 166 amino acids. The record is from RefSeq and is a predicted model, not a curated record.
AUGGGCAACCAACCGUCAGUCCCCGUACCAGGCACCGAAUUGCAAGUCAUCGGCGCAGGCCUUCCACGCACAGGAACAGCUUCUUUCAGCGAAGCGCUGCGCAUCAUUCUAAAAGGACCAGUGUACCACGGUGGCACACAAGCUACCUUAGCGCCACCCCACGAAAUCAAGUCAUGGAUCAAACUUUUGUCGCAUUGGCCGCCCAAGGAUGCAUCGGAGGAGAAGCUUGUGAACACCCUGCUUGCGGCACGUCUCGAAGGCUACGCAGCAGUGACGGACAUGCCAGCCGCAGGAUUGGUGAAGGAGAUGCUGGAGCUGUAUCCGGAUGCCAAAGUCAUUUGUACCGUACGAGACCCGGAUGCCUGGGUUAAGAGCAUGGACACUGUAGCCAAUGCGGCAACGCUGUGGUUUCUCGGUGUGGUCUUACUUCCUCUUCCUGGGAUGCGCCAUUUCCCCUCUUACAUCAAUGUACUGCGAAAACAAUGGGGGGCAUCUCUAUGA